Carica papaya (papaya) is the source of this 1595-nucleotide messenger RNA. Lineage: Eukaryota; Viridiplantae; Streptophyta; Magnoliopsida; Brassicales; Caricaceae. The record is from RefSeq and is a predicted model, not a curated record.
UAAAAAUUGGAAACCAAACAAACGAAUUAAGAACGAAUGCUCAUCCUUCUGCCCAUGGGCCUCUCCUCGGCUCUCGGAGUAGACUGCCCAGCGUGGUUAAUAAAACACGCGGGGAAAUCGGAGUCCGGCGAUAAUGAGCGCGUUGUUGCACGCACCCGCUGUCGGAUCUCUUUAUAAUUCGUCCAAGUUGAAGUCAAAGCCCAGCGUCACUUCCCGUUCCUCUUCUUCUUCUUCUUCUUCCAAUUCCAUGACCUCCCCUGCUGUCCGGAUAGCGGUUGUUGGAGAUGUCCAUGAUCACUGGAAUCUUGAAGAAGAUACGAAGGCACUUCAGUUGUUGAAGGUGCGUGCAAUUCAUUAUUCAGGUGAUUUUGGUAAUGAAAAUGUUGAAUUAGUUCGAAGUAUCACAGAUCUUACAUUCACCAAAGCAGUUAUAUUGGGAAAUCAUGACGCCUGGAAUACUCAAGAGUUCCGCAAAAAGAAAAAGGAUGGUGUUCAACUACAGCUUGAGUUUCUUGGUGAGGAUCAUGUAGGUUAUCGGCGUCUGGACUUUCCUUCGUUAAAGCUUAGUGUUGUUGGUGGACGACCAUUUUCAUGUGGAGGAGAGAAAUUAUUUCGGAAAAGGCUCCUGGCACAAAGAUAUGGAGUGGAAGAUAUGUCCGUUAGUGCCAAGAGGAUCUAUCGAGCUGCCCUGGACACACCAGAAGAUCAUGUGAUUGUAUUCCUUGCGCAUAAUGGACCUACAGGCCUUGGUUCUGAAUCAAGUGAUAUAUGUGGAAAAGAUUGGGUGAUAGGAGCUGCUGGUGACCAUGGUGAUCCAGAUCUAGCACAAGCCAUAUCCCAGUUAAAAGAGGCAACCAACUUCUCGAUCCCACUGGUUGUGUUUGGUCACAUGCAUAAAGAGUUGGCACAUGGAAAUGGUCUCAGGAAGAUGAUAGCGUUUGGGCCUGACAACAUCAUAUACCUGAAUGGAGCUGUUGUUCCUAGGGUUAAAACCUUAGUUGAUCAAGAAGUAACUGCUGGCAAAAGCAUCAAGAAUCAUGAAGCCUCAUACGCCCAUCCAGAAUCUGUUGGCACCAGGCGAGCAUUUACUUUAAUUGAGAUUUUGGAUGGAAAAGUUGGAAAGAUUGCAGAAACCUGGGUUGCUGUUAUUGGAGAUAAUACCAUAUUAGCAGAGGAGCAUUUACUAUAUAAAUAUGAUAUUUAAUCUUUGAUACAAUUUCCAUUCUCCCAUAUUUUUGUGUUUGUUUCGAUUCUCGUUGAAUUUUAGUUAGUUCCGAGUUCUGUUUUUUAUAGUAGUCUUCAUAUGCAAAGUUAGAUGGGUAAGUUACCAAUAACCCACCUUGAAUUCUUUGACGUUGGGGAUCUAAUUCCUACUUUUUAAGCUGAGUUUUGAUCCCCGCCAUCAAAGAAUUUGAAGUGUCUUGGUAACUUGAACAUAUAAGUCAUGUUCUAAUUAGAUAUAUUAAGACUAAUAUAAGGAUUAGGAUUAGAAAUUAAUUAGGAAUUGAAUGGGAAUUAAACCAAAGCAGCUGUAUAACAGUUUUAACUAUUUUCUGUGCAUUGCACCCCUAUAAUACAUACCACAGAUUCGAGAA